GUUCCAACGCGUUCACUUCCGUCUGGCUGGUAGUGACCCGGAAGUUUAAGCGUCUAUAUGCACGAAGUGUCGGUUGGUCCUUGUCCUUCCGAAGAGCAUUCCGGAAAUGAAACCCUGUGUACUAGGAAGUGAUUAGAGUGAGCGAGGCGCUGCGUGUCAGGGAGGCUUGGGCGGGUUGGCUUCCGAGUGCCAGGGGAGUUUACAAGUCAGCCGGCUGCUGAGCGAGUGAAGAGCCUGAGCAGUGGACAUUGAAGUAAGGAUAUCACAGGUCUUCGGUGAAAGUCUUGGAUUGUAUUUUCAUUGAUUAUGGAAAAAAUGAAUACCCUUAAAAGUUCGGAAAACAAAGGCAUCCUUACUUCGACCCCAAUCCGAGGAGCAGGAGAUGGAAUGGAAACGGAGGAGCCCCCUAAGUCUGUUGAAGUCACCCACGGAGUCCAACCCAUAAAUCAACAUGUCCUUCCAAGUCCACGGAAGAAAGUCUCCUCAGACAGCCCGGGUGUUCUUCAGCUGGGGAAGAUUCUUAAUGAAAGAACAGUGGAAGUUGAAGCUGUCAGAAUAUUUGUUCCCAAAGCUGCUAUCACUCACGACAUCCCCACCAAGAACACAAAGGUUAAGUCCCUAGGACAUCACAGAGAAGAACUCCACAGUCAGGCAGAAGUGGUCACAGACCCAAGGAAGGAGCUCUCAGAGGUAAAGAAGGUUUUGGAAAAGCUCAAGAAUUCUGAAAGGAGGCUACUUCAGGACAAAGAAGGCCUUUCCAAUCAGCUCCGAGUACAGACAGAGAUAAAUCGUGAGUUAAAGAAGUUACUCGUGGCUUCUGUUGGGGAUGACCCGCAGUAUCACUUUGAACGUCUAGCCCGGGAGAAGAACCAGCUCAUCUUAGAAAAUGAAGCACUAGGUCGGAACACAGCCCAGCUUUCUGAACAACUGGAACGGAUGUCAAUACAGUGCGAUGUCUGGAGAAGUAAAUUCCUUGCAAGCAGGGUAAUGGCAGAUGAGUUAACAAACUUCAGAGUAGUUUUACAGCGUCAGAACCGAGAUGCCCAGAGCGCUCUCCAGGAUCUCCUGAGUGAACGAGAGCAGUUUCGUCAGGAAAUGAUCUCUACCCAAAAAUUUUUGGAAGAACUCUUGGUCUCCUUACAGUGGGGGAGAGAGCAGACAUACUCCCCUAACACACAGCCCCAUAGCACGGCAGACUUAGCACUCACGAACCAUGGACUGGCACAAGCAAUACAUGCCCAUCUGUUGGGGAAUGUUGGCAUUAGCCAUCAAAAGAAGAUUCCAGCAACAGUCGAAUUCUGCAGUACCCCAGCUGAGAAAAUGGCUGAAAAGGUUCUGCGGAUUUUGGAUCCAGUUGCCUGUACAGAGAGCUCUCCGGACAACCAAUUUGCUGAAUCUUCACCAACCACAUUACUCACUACAAAGAAAAAUAUUGGACGUUUCCAUCCCUAUACCAGAUAUGAAAAUAUAACUUUCAAUUGCUGCAAUCACUGCCAGGGGGAGCUCAUUGCUCUUUAGUGUGUAGUCUGUUGGAGCCAUGCUUAGUACCAGAGUCAUUAUCUGGGAGCCCGGAUUAGUAAGUUGCUAGAAAUAAAAUCAAUUCCUCAUUAUAUAAUACAUACCCAUGAAGCUAUAUCAUGUACUGGAUUCCAGAUUAUUUUUUAACAAAUAUCUCAGGGUGAGAAAGUGAAGCUUUGUAGAUAAUAUUUAAAGAACAGAAUACUUCCCAGUACAUAGUAUUUAUGCUAAAAAACUAAAAAGAUUUUAUAAUUUUCUUUUAGACCCUAUAUUAUUAUUCUGUUAUAUAUUUAUAUAAACUAUAAGCAGGUUUCAUUUUGGUGCAUAAAACAAAACCAGGCAAACUCCAACCAUGCAUUGUAAAGGGGUGUGGCCAUAUCCAUCCUUUACCACUGUCUCGGCUGCUUUACUGUAGGGCAGCAGAGUCAGUGUGUGGCUAGCAAAGUCCAUCCCUUUAUAGAGCAAGUCUGGUAGAAUAGCUGGGGUACAGGUUUGCAGUCCCUUUAUGGUCACAUUGUGGGUAUACAAGAGGCCUUCAGAAACACUGGGGUAAGGGGUUAAUCUUUCCAAACAUAUAUUAGGAAAACAAAAGAGUAUUUUAGAGCUACAACAAAUACUUCAAUAAGUGUUCCAUGCUGUUUAGUUUUGGUGAGGUGUUCUUUCUUUGCACGGUUGCAGUUUGACAAAGGAAACAAAUUCAUAAGCACCAACUCAUAUUGGUGUUGAGAACAACAGGAGAAGCUAGCUUGCUAAUAUAAUGAUGGAAAGGGAUCUUUAGGAGAAAAUCCACAAUUCACAUAUGUUAUUAAAUAUAUUGUAUAAUUUAUCAUAAGGUGCUCAUUUAUUUGUCUUUAAAUAUUCACAAAAAUCUGUUAUCAAAAAAAUAUACCAAAUUUUACAAAUUAGUUGGAGCAGUGCCUAUCAGAAAUCUUCAAAAGGCAAAUCUGGUGAAAUCAGUGUAUGUCAGGGUCAAACCUGCUAUUUUUGUCUGACUCAUCUGAGCCAUUUUUAUGGUUUUAAAUGGCAAUAAAGGUCCUAUUUCUUUGUGGUUA
Mus caroli (Ryukyu mouse) is the source of this 2570-nucleotide messenger RNA. RefSeq names its product basic leucine zipper nuclear factor 1 (gene Blzf1). Gene Ontology annotation, cellular component: Golgi membrane. Gene Ontology annotation, biological process: Golgi to plasma membrane protein transport; Golgi organization. The record is from RefSeq and is a predicted model, not a curated record. Lineage: Eukaryota; Metazoa; Chordata; Mammalia; Rodentia; Muridae.